GUCUGUAGGUCCCUGACACAGGCUGAAAUGCUAGAUUUUUGCUCAGUUGAGUAAUAACCGUGGGGAGCUUUGUAGAGCUGGCUCCUCUCUGCAACCAUGCUACUUCGAACUCCAAUAUCAUGGGGACUUCUUAUGGCCUUACUGCUCCCUCUAAUCCAGGGCCACAAUGGUAAGACGAAAGCUGCUGUACUUGGUAUACUAUAGUAUCUAUCGGGGGCUGAGGUUUAACCCUUUUAGCACUGGUCAUUUGGCUGUACAAUUUGCUGGUGUGUAGGAUGGCAACAUUGUAUGAAGAUCUUGGCUACCUUGUGUCUUACCGUUUGUAUUGUUCUUCAAAUAACAGGCUGGUUGAGGAAGCACCCACCCCCCCAGUGUAUGUGAAUAAGGGCAAUGAAUGGUCAAUGAAUAUGUAUCGUGUAUAGUUGUAUGCAGACUCUGAUUACUGUGGAAGAUGUGGACAGGGAAGUUCUCCAUCCAUGGUUAAACUAUGGCCCCCGUGUUCCCUCAGCUAGCCUAUCUUCAAUUAAAUGUAUGCUGUGAUCUCAGCUCUGCUAAGACUGUGCGUGGAAGUAGAGGAAAAAAUUAGGAAGUGAAUUUUGGAGGCCUAUUGUAUAUGUUAAAAAAAAAUAUAUUGUUUAAGAAUUGUCCAAAUCCACUACUGGAUAUUUUUAUAAUAAAUUUUGUAUGGAAUUCAAAGCUAUAAACAGAUGGGUUUAUUCUCAGAUCUGUGAAUUUCAUUGGCUUCAGAAUUGCACAAUCUAGUCCAAUAUAAACUAACUUUAGAAAGUUUCCUACCCUGCACAUUUUGGUCCAUAAUUGGUACCUGCAGUUUCUUUUGCCAUUUAGCCAUUAGACCUCCAAUUUGUUUUUGAGUCGUACUUUUCCCUUAAUCUGAUCUGGGCAUUUCUUUAAACAAACAUUGACAAGGGACAAAGUGUAUUUAGAGACUGGGAACAUCCCCUCACCCUACCGCAACCUCAAAAACCCUUUUCACAAUAUCUUACUCAAUCUGGCUACAUACGUGGUACAAGUGUUCGCAAUAUAUUUUUGGACCGAUGUCUCCUAGCCCUGGAAUCAUUGAAUAUUCAUGAGAUAUUUAUUAUUUUAUUUAUAUAGCUCCAUCAGAUUCCGUAGUGCUGUACUAUGGGGUUAAAUUGGGCCAUUGGAUCUAAAAGAUGUAACGAUGUAUCUGGUUUUGGAACGCACAAUGAGUUAUUAAAGAGGAUUCAAAGAAAAUUUCAAGAUUCCGCAUAAGACCAAGCAGUUCGAUCCAAGGUGGAAGAACAGCUCCAAAGGACUCCAGGCACUAUAACCACUUCAGUGAGAUGAAGCAGUUACAGUGCCAUUCAAGUCAUAGACCUUUGGGUUUCGCACGCACUUUUACAAAUAUUGCAUGUUUUCUGGUACUAUGUUCUGCUCUUUCCGUCUUUAUUUUUUAUAUUGUCUACUUUCUUUUUUAUAUAUCUGGGUUAAACCAAUUAUUCACAGGUUUAUUUAUGAAUCUGUGAACGCUUGGAAAUUUUAAAUUAAAUUAGAAUUUCACGUUUUUGAUCAAAAUAUCUGAACUGAAGACACAGUGGACACUGGGAAUUUUCCUAUUAACCCCUUAAGGACACAUGACAUGUGUGACAUGUCAUGAUUCCCUUUUAUUCCAGAAGUUUGGUCCUUAAGGGCUUAAGGGAAAACCAUGUUUUGAGUUUAGAGGUUUUAUACUAUUUGAAAUACCCUUUUAAUUCACACUUUAUAAAGUUAUUCAGUAAAGAGUAAAUUAAUUCAAUUUCAAAUUACAGGCGAAAAAUAUUCAAAUUGUUAACAUUCUGAAAAUGAACAUUUUCAGUUUGGGCCUGUCGGUCUAAACUUUGGAAUUCACUUUAAAUUCAUUCAAAACCUCUCUUCACAAUAUUUUACUUAAUCUGGCUCCAUGCAUGGUACAAGUGUUCGCAAGAGUCCAAGAUUUCAGACUUUAGUAAAUAUUCCUGCCUUUCUUAAGUACAAGUAUUUAUUUGCUUGCGACUUGACAAUUGCAGAUAAUUACAGAUAAUUGGGAUUUGCAUGGGAUAUUAGUGGCCAAUCCUUUCUGAAGAUCUAGAGAACAAUUGGAGGCAAGAUAACUUCUCAUUGUUACAUAUUUGAUUACAUGUUUACGUACACUAAAACUGGAGUUUAGUUGAGUUCCAGGCACAUUAUAUUAGCAGUUGCUGAAAAGAGCAACAAGUCGAUUUAGAUGUAUACACUGACCAGCCACAACAUUAAAGCCACCUGCCUAAUAUCGCCCCCUACUGAAGGUCUCCUGUGGUAUCUGACACCAAGACAUUAGCAGCAGAUUCUUUAAAUCCUGCAAGUUGCAAGGUGGGGCCUUCAUGGAUCGGAUUUGUUGUUCCAGCACUGCCCGCAGAUGCGCAGCCGGAUUGAGAUCUUGGGCAUUUAGAGGCAGAGGAAACAACUUGAACUCUUUGUUAUGUUCCUCAGACCAUUCCUGAACAAUUUUUGCAGUGUGGCAGAGUGCAUUAUCUUGCUAAAAGAGGACACUGCCAUCAGGGAACAUCAUUGCCAUGAAGCGGUGUAUGUGGUCUGCAUCAAUCUCUAGGUGGAUGGGACAUGUCAAAGUAACAUCCACAUGAAUGCCAGGACCCAACGUUUCCCAGCAGAACAUUGCCCGGAGCAUAACAGUGCCUCCACCAGCCUGUCUUUUCCCCAUAAUGCAUCUUGCUGCCAUCUCUUCCCCAGGUAAAUGACACGCACCGGGCCAUCCACCUGAUCUAAUAGAAUAUGUGAUUCAAUGACAACCUUCUUCUUUUGCUCCAUGGUCCAAUCCUGAUGCUCACGUCCCCAUUGAAGGCACUUUCAGUGCCAGACAGGGGUCAUCAUGGGCACUCUGACUGAUCUGCGGCUUUGGCAAUUUGAGCUACAGUAGCUUUUCUGUGUGAUCGGCUAGCCUUUACUCCUGAUGUGCAUCAAUGAGCCCAUGAACCUGACACCGGUUGUCCUUCCUUGCACCACUUUUGGAAGGUUCUAACCACUGUGUACCAGGAACACCCCUGAGAAAUGCUCUAACCCAGUUGUCUAGCCAUCACUAUUUGGCCCUUGUUAACCUCUCUUUUCGCUAGCCCAUUUUUCCUUCUUCCAAUACAUGAAAUUCAGGAACUCACUGUUCACUUGCUGCCCAACAUAUCCCACCCCUCGACAGGUGUCAUUGUGACGAUAUAAUCUGUUAUUCACUGCAUCUGUCGGUGGUUUUAAUGUUAUGGUUGAUCAGUGUACGAGGUGAACUGAUGUUCAUGCAUGAAUUAUGACUUUGGAACUUGUUCACUAAAACCGAGGAUUGUGAUUACUGAAAGCCACUGUUGGGAAAACGCUGAAUUGUAUUUUUUUGCAGCUUAGUUAGUUUGCUGAACUCUGCCAAAUCAGUUUCAGCUUCACCACAUUGAUGUGUUGUUAGGGUUAUAAUUGGUGUGGAGUCUAUAAUUAGCAUAAAAAAUUCUAGCUAAAUAAUAACAGAAAUACGGUCAUAUUGAUCAGUAAUGCUUCAGACCUGAUGGAGAGAUCAAAACGCUUGAACGUCUUUUAACUAUUAUCUUAGUCCAAUAAAAAGGUAUCAAUGCAUAUUGCAAUACUCUGGUUAAUUAAUCAUCAUGUUUACUGGGGUAAUAUGGCUAAUCCAGUCUACAUUCUAUACAGUAUAUUCUUUUUGGGGUUACAUUAUAAAUUAGAUUGUAACCAAGUUUGUAUUGGCUACUCAUUGUGCAGCUCUGUGGAAUGCGUCGGUACUUUAUAACUAAUAGUAAUAAUAACAAAACUGUGUGGCUGACUGUGGUCUAGAUGUUUUAAGGUAGGAGAAGAAAUGCUGUGUUAAACAAAGGAAAUGUAAUUUAAUUUAUUUUGAUGAUUCAGUUAAUAACUUCCACAAUAAAUUUAGAACAGAUUGUCCCCAGAGGUUACGCUCUAGUUUUCGGUGGAGUUAAAGAUAAAUAUAUUAUUUUUCCUGUGUAUUCAUUGAUCCAGUAUGUUCAUUCUUUGAUGCGAAAAAAUAUGAGAAUCUCCAGGUGAUUUAUCUCUCUAUGGAGUGAAAUCUGAGUCAGAUGUUCAUGCCUUUCCUAAUAGGCCCCCUUUGUUUUCUGUAAAAACACAAACUUUGUUUGUCCCCAUUGGCGUUUCACAAUAUAGGAUUGGGCGGUGAAUCAUGCCCAGGUCAAGAGAGGUUUGUGAACUUUUUGGUAAUAAAGUUGUUUUGCCCGUACAUCUGGUCCUUGUACAGUUUGAAAAUCCAUAUGACAAGCUCUGUUGUUUUAAAAUUAACACCAGUAAGGUCAAUAAAUACAUUACAAACUAUUAUAUAAGGCACACACUAAGUACCAAAACUACUUUAUCUCAUUAAAGUAAUUUCGGGGAAUAAAUGCAGAAUUGCAGUUGAAAUCAAUACGAUUUUUGAGAAACAACGCGGUUUUCUUUUUGCAAUCAGAAACUAAGAUCUCCAGACCAACGUAGAUGCAGUAAGUGAAUAUAUUUAACAUCCAGGCUCAGCACGCAAAGAAUGGCAUCCGAUACUAGCUGCGUGCACGCCAUGCUUCUCUUAUAGAAGCAUUGCAUUGAAAGCCCAAGGCGAUGGCUGCACAGGCUCCACUUGUCCUCAGUAUUUCUCUAUGAGAACAUCUGAUUGGACUAAAGUCAUCAAUAUUUAUGACUUCAGUGAGGGUGGAGCUGUGGGGAGUUUGUCUUAUCACAGAAUUUCAACUUCUCUCUCCUAGAACAAGACGUACAGGCAUGGAGAUCUGCAGGCGUCUUUUACUGGAUCUGAUAUCUGAUAAGAAGAUUAGAUUAUGCAUUGUGGGUGGAUAACGUAGUGAGAGCAGCCUAAAAAAAGGGGAAAAGAACCCUGUCCAGUUGAAAGAAUGUUGAUAGAAACAUCACAGUUUGAGGUUUGCUAGCGGCCCCAAGACCCAGAUGACUACCUGAGGGUUUCGGUUAAUUUCUUAUUGUAUCAGCUAGUUCUCUGUUAGAACACAUGGGUGUCCAUCCACAUACAAUUUUUAAUUUUCUGUAAACACACAAACAAAUGUACAGUUUAAAAGAUAAAGCAGAUUAUUCUCAUUUAUAUGAGGCCAAGCCUGACCAUAAAGGGACACAAAAUCUUUAUUCCUAACACUAUAGUCUUAAUAUUAGAUUUAGGCCCCCAGGGAGCGCUUUUAAAAUUAAAAAGAAAUCACUUUACUCACCUUCUUUCCAGCGCCGAGCCUCCAUUGGCACAGCCCCCGGGCUCCUCAUAAUGUGAUGUUAUCUUGGAGACACAAUGGUGCGCAUGCGCAAUGCUCACCACAAUACAUAUAUGAUUCUGCCAUACAGCAUCACUGCAUGCAAUGAUUCUCUAUGACAGACUGCGAUGGGGGGAGGUGGUAGGUCAGGGGUGGUAGGACUGAAGGCACUAUAACAACUUAAGAUGAAGUUGCUAUAGUAUAGUGCCUACAAUGCUCCUUUAACCCAAGUGAAAUAUUGACACUCACAUGAAUUAACUUGGCAUACAGUAAGCCACUAUUUCAAUAGACCAUUCGUACAUAUUACAUAAAGCAAAAAAUGUGAGCCGUCGUGGAGAUUCCAUGGAAAGUGAUACUUUAUUUUAAAAAUACAUAUGCAAAAACAUGGUAUUCCCUCAUACCACGUGGGUGAGGAUAAGCACAAUAAAUAUAAUUUAAUACCAACACAAAGGGAGAAUUUCACAUCUGUGUUCACAGUUUAGUGAAUAAAGCUCUUAGAAUGUAAUUAAUAUUCACAUGAGUUUUUUGAAUUUUUAAUGUUUAAGGAAUGAAUGGAAGCAUCGCUGUUCAAUGACAAUCCUCCCAGCUGACCAUCUGUAGGUCCGUGUUUGGACCAUAAUCCAUCUAGCCCUGUUUUCUGUACAAAUGUCCCUCUUUGCUGUAAGCACAGGAGCUGUGCCACGGCAAGGAGUUUAACCAUUUUUAACAGUCUGACACUUACUUGGGUUCCACAGGCACCUGCAGUGCUGUCAUCUCCUAAUAGGUUCUUAUUACUCUUUAGCUAUUUCAAUAUUGUGCAGUUUUUCACUUCAUUUAUUUAAAGUGUCAGCUGACGUGUCAAUCAAUGUAUCGGUGUUACAAACAUAGAAGUUUAACUUCUACAAUAGCAAUAUGCCAAAUAAGUCAAAUGACUCACACAGCCUCCCUACACACUUCCUGAAAAACAAUCUAACAUGGUGAUUAUCUAAAGUGAGGACUGUUGGGUAUUUAUAGCGAAUUCAAAGUGAAGACGAAAAUAGCUGGAACAGAAAAAAAAAAAUCUUCACGCUAGCGAUGCUUCCAGUUCAGCUACUUUCAGCUUGAAGAGACACUUUAGUCACCAAAACAACUUUAGCUUAAUGAAGCAGUUUUGGUGUAUAGAUCAUGUCCCUGCAGUCUCACUGCUCAAUUCACUGCCAUUUAGGAGUUAAAGCAUUUUCAUUUUACAGCCCUAGUCACACCUCCCUGCAUGUAGCUUACACAGCCUUCGUAAACACUUCCUGUAAAGUGUCAUCUAAUGCUUACACUUCCUUUAUCGAACAUUCAUUAUAAUUUAGAAUUUUGUAUCUCAUACUCUGUUAAUAGCCUUCUAGACAGUGGUUAAAAUUAAAUCUUUUUUUUUCAGGCAUGGUGUGUCAGUCACAGCAAGGGGUUGUGUUCCUAGGGCUGCAUAAAGAAAGUGAUUUAACUCCUAAAUGGCAGUGAAUUGAACAGUGAGACUGCAAGGGCAAGAUCUAUACACCAAAACUGCUUCAUUGUGCUGGUUGUAUUAAUGCCUAUAGUGUCCCUUUAAUUUUGAUAUUUACUUUGAAUUCCUUACAAUUGUAAAUUUAGUAACCUUGUACAAUUUAAAAUUUCCUUUAUUGCACAGUGUGUUUAAUUUAGAAUUUAUCAGAUGUGAAUAAACGGUUAAUAGAGCAGGAGAACUUCUAUUGUAAACACACUGUGCUGUUAAAAAUUAAACCUUUUUUUCCACUGAAGCUGUGCAAAUCACAGCCAUGAGAGAUAUAACUAGGUAUCAUAAACAAAGUGAUUUAAGAAGCAUUUGAUUGGACCAUUUUCAAUGGCUCAGAGCAAUGUGUGCGCACUGAGUUGGAAUGGGAGGGAGGAAGGGGAUUAGUUGAAAAAAAAAAAUAUGCACAAAUUAAUGCAGGUAGGAGGCUGGGUAUAAAAGCUUCACCUUGCAGGCACUAACUAAAUUUUCGCCAGCUCGCUGACCUGUCCUCACUAAAAAUGUCCCAUUUUAUUUUUAGAGGCUAGAAAAGCGAGUAAAACCCUAAUAUUGUUUAAGGGAAAAGGUGAUGACUAUAACAACUUUGUGAAGUAUAACAUUUAAGCUACGUCACCAAGCCAGGCAAGGCUAUGCCCUGUGUCCAUCAUGGAAGGUGGUAGAUAUUUACUAAAUAAGAUACAGAGAAUACAAGUGCAAUGUCUAACCCAACACAUACAUUUUCUCUCUCAGUAUUCUUAAACAAUGAAAAAGCCUCUUCUGUCCUCAAGCGCUCCCGCAGAGCUAACUGGGGUUUAGAAGAAGCCAAGAAGGGGAACAUGGAGAGAGAAUGCUUGGAAGAAAUCUGUAGUUAUGAAGAGGCCCGAGAAAUUAAGGAAAAUUCAGACGCAACGGUAUGGAUUGCUAGAAAUAGAAUAUGCAUAAAAUUAAACUGAUUUUAAUAUAAGCAUCUUUUAAACAUUGUUUAUCAUUCGAGUGUCUCUGAAAUCAGAGCGCAUUGUCAUUAUCUCACAUUCCAUAAAAGCAACACUUUAAACUUCGCCCCUAGUUUUGGAGUUAGCGGGUUCAUGCAAACAAGAUGUAGAAAGACUGACCGUUACAGUCCACUUUGUACAAAGCACUUUUGUGUAAAAAAAACAAAACAGGACUGUCCUGCCAGAUCCAGGACAGGUGGGAGGUAUGAAAUAACAAAACUUAAUUUUAGAGGAACAAUCAAACCUGUACAGUAGGUUUUACGAGGAUCUGUAAUCAUGAUUAUAAAAUGUGUUUUUUGUAUGUCUGAACAUGGAUUUUUUUCAUGUUUGCAUAUACUUUGAUGCCUUAAUUGUGUAAGACAUGGGCGUUUGUAAGCGUAGUGAAACUUGUAGCAGUUGAUUGUGUCUUUGCUAGUAUGGUGUUAAAAAUACAUGCUAUGGAUUAGAUCAACUGGUGCCACAUCACUCAAAAAUCAUUUAAAUGGGUUGCUUAGUAAAUUUGUUUUUGUGUUUUAGAAUUUUGUUCUGUAUGGCUGUGAAUGAAUGCGUGUGAAGAUAAUGAAGUAAUUUCUUUUUUUCUUUGUGUUAUAGAAAAUAUUCUGGGAUCUUUAUCAAGGUGAGCGUUAACAUUUAUCGCGAUUUGUGCAUUUUAAUUGCUGAUAUGUACGUAGAUCAGACCAGAGAAUGUAGAAAUAUUUUUGCAGGAACGUGUAACAUUGCACCAACAUAAUGACCGCAUAGACAAUAUCGAGUGCAUGUACAAUUACCGACAAGUAGAAAAUAAAAUCAUUGUCAGAAUUUUCAUUCAUAAAAAAAAAAAAAGGUGCAACAUUUUCAGAUUGCUGGAGAUUAUCAAUCUGUUUUUCUCAGUGUAAUCUGUAAAGUAAUCGAUAUUAGAUAAUAGUUAUUCAGAAGCACUGUUAUAUACCGGAGUUCCAACAUUGGUUGUAAGGUUAGAGCCAAGUGGGAUAACCCUAAAAUAGAACAAAAUUAAUUCAAAAGAGAAAAUAAAACAAUAUGCAUCACAAGGGGAGCAGUAGUUACAAACCCUCACCACUUAAAACAUAUGUGAAACUUUUUUAAAUUGUAUUUCACAUAAAACCCCAUAAUAUUCAAAAUAUUUAAAUGACGUAUAGGCUGUAAGAAGAUUAAUUGAUUGAUACUUGUAUUGAUUGAUCAACAAUAUCAAGAAACAUUCAUAUUGGUGAUCAAUCAAUAAAAGUAUAUAGGGACAUCAUACAUCCCUGAUUUACAUAAUCAAUUGAUUAUUGUAAUCUGUAAAUUACACAAUAACGUAUUGUAAUAUUAAUUGAAUAAAAAUUCUCACUGGUCCUCUACUAGGUCAAUGAUGGUAAACCUUGGCAUCCCACAUGUUAUAAAAUCAAGGCAUGUAGGGCAUCAUGGGUAGGGUUGCCACCUGGCUGUUUUUUGAGGCUGUUUGGCUGGUGCUUGUAUUGCAGGGCCAGUAUUUUUCUCUGACGGGACGGGAUGGGAAAGGGAUAUGUGCCUCUGUUAUACACGACAGGUACUCACAUUGCUGUUUUCACACAAAAACACACAGUCAGAGACAUUAUACACACAACACACACACAAACAGACACAGUAUGCACACACUGCUAUACACACGCUUAGACAAAUUAUACACACAAUGUCACACUGCUAUAUAAACUAUACACAAAAUACUACACAUAUACUGAGGCACAGUAUAUACACACUGACACAAACAAACCACGUUCUCUGAUUCCUCUCCUACAACCCUCUACCCUAAAUUUACCUUUUGUGUCGCUAUACUCCCUCUAGCAUGUAAACUCAUUGAGCAGGUCCCUCAAUACCUCUGUUCCAGUGCGUCAAACUUGUCUGGUUACAACUACAUGUUUGUUAGUCCACCCAUUGUACAGCGCUGCGGAAUUUGUUGGCGCUUAAUAAAUAAUAAUAAUAAUAAUAAUAUGCACACUUUACACACAAAAACAGUAUACACCCUGCCACAAACACACGCCUUCAUACACACACUGCUACACAUACAGAGUCAAUACAAAGUAAAUCAUUUUUAGUGAUUCAUGGGGAAUUUCCUCUUCUGAAUGUUGUUUUUCUCUCCGUCACGCACUUUGAUGUUACAUAACAUUCUGCGAUGUCAUGUCCUCUGAUGUUGCACAUUUAUAUCUAAUUAUGAAAAUUGGAACCAUCAUUACUUUUUAUUUCCAAGAAAGAUGGCAACCCUAAUCAUGGGAAAUGUCGUUUAGAAACAUUUGGGCUCCAAAGUUCGGAAUCCCGGAUCUAGACUCACAAUGAAUUAUCUUGUGUGCAGCUGAACACAUAAUUACUUUUGGAGCGUUUAAAUUUAGAGAUACAAAAUUAAAAAAAAACUUUUAGAUCUCCCCAACACACAACUCAAAAUAUAAACCACAAAAAUAGAUGGUAGUGGAGCAGUAUUAUUUAGUAAAAAUUAUUUCCCUCACCAACAGAUAGAUGUGAAUAUCUUAUACUUCUACGUCCAUAUAUGGCACCUUCAAAUGUGCAAAUGUUCAGCCAACUCAGGGAUAUAUAGAUACAUAAAAAAAAAACAGAUAAUACAAAUAAUAGUGCAGUACCUUUUUUAAGCUGCAAUGGUAUAGUAACCACACUAAAUAAAAUCUUAGAUGUUGUUUUUAGGAUGAUACUGAGGUGUGUCGAACUAUAACCGUUUCCUUUACCUACAGCGUGUACGCCAGGAAAGUUAUCCAGAGAUGCUAUGUUCAACUGUCUUCAGGGUGAGAUUUCGUACAUCUUACGUUACGUACUGGUGGAAUCUCUUCAAAAACCAGCCUGGUGUAUCUCCGUUCCUCUUUCAUUCCGGUUCCUGUCAUAAUCUUUUAAAAUCUAAUUUUCCUCCACUUUCUGUCUUCCCAAACACAUUUAUAUCACCAUUUUCCACUGCCAAUACUGUCAUUACUUCCUCUUCAGUCUUCCAAAUCACCUUCACUUUCCCUUUUCUUUUUAACACUGUUCUCCUCACCAUUCUUUCAUUUUUCCAAACCUUUUUAAGUUUCCUUUCCUCAUUAUUCUCUGCAUGCUACAUGGCUUUUUGCUUACAGAUGUAUCCGUUCUUAGCACUGUAUUCAAACUGCCCCCUUUUAUGCUCUGUUCUCGUGUGUCUGGUAGUCUCAUCGUUACACUCUAUCUCUCCCACCAAUAUUCACAUCCUUUACUGUUAAAUGUUCCUCAAACACUCUCUGUAUUGUAUCUGUUCAGCUAUCCUUAUCUACCUUCACUGGUCUGACUACCUUCACUUUCUGUCGUUUCUGUUAGACCUUUUUAUCCUUCACCAUUUUUAUUGGGUAACCUUCCAGCCUCACUAUCUCAGAGGUCAAUUCCUGGCACUGUGACCACAGUUUGUCAUCCUCCUGAGAUUGAUAAAAUCAUUAAAGAAUUACUCCAAGCACCAUAACCACUGCAGCCUGCUGUUAUGGUGCCAGGAGUGCUGUAGUGCCUUCCCAGCCCAGGGUAAGUAGUUAAACCAUUUGAGAACAAUUUGACAAUUUACCUAGUGUCCACCUGGUGCCUGCCGCUCCUCCUGUGAAACCAGAAGAUCUUGCAAGGGCUAAGCUUGGCUCAUUUGCUGACAGUGUCAGCUGAGCACCUACCUGCACCACCAGUCUAAGCUCUUGGCCUUUCUGUUGCGUCUCGGGUAAUGUGGAAUGGAUCCGGUAUUGGAUGGCAAUGAUGAAUUUCAGAAUUCUCAUUCUGUCUUGCCAACCAAAGUUUGAAGGAUAUGCUUGGCGUCCCAGGAAAGAUGUGUUUUUAUUAAAAAAAAUACGAAAACAGACACUAGCUGGAGGCACUGUGUCCGAAGACUCUUUGAAGCAUAAGAUGAGCUGCAGUGGUUGUUGUAAUUGAGUCCCAUUUUUAAAUUGAGUAUUUCUAACAUCUAGACCCCAAAACAUGGUUUAAAACUAGCGACAAGUUAAACGUUAACUUUUCUGAUUAAAUACUUUCAUAUUAUCACCUCUCGGCUCUACUUUUCCUUCUCCUCCAUGUCCUCCACUUUCUCUGAAAUCGUACUGGCUUGUACUGACUGAAUUCCUUAAUGUCUACCUUAUGAUUGACAGGUAAUUGUGCAAGAGGCACUGGGAAAAAUUACAUGGGAAAAAUCAGCGUGACAAGGUCUGGUCUUGACUGUCAGUACUGGUCCAGCAACUACCCUCACAAGGCAAAGUAAGUCAAUGUCAACAUGCGAAUUCUGUAAACAGAAAAGGUGUCUGAUCCCUGGCUGCGAAUGGACUCCUCAUUCAGAACUAUUUGUUAUUACAUGUCACUGAAAAAAAAAAUAUUUUUUAAAUACUGUAAAUUUACCUGCAUUCUCCAAUUCCAUGCUCCGUAAUCUCAUGUUGUCAUUCUAAAGUCAGAAAUACCUUUCUAGGUCAACAAGCAUUAGGGGGCAAGUAUGGCUGAAUCAUAUUUUAAACAGACCCUUUUAAUGGAAAAUCAGUUGCAAAUUAUCACAUACAGUGCACACGUCCCAUCCCAUCCAAUACUAAUUAGCAUUAGUCUGUUAAAGUUGUGCAAAACUUGGACAGAUCUUAGGUGAGCAGGUGGAUGUGGCUCUGUGAUUGACAAGUCAGGGGGUGGAGCAACAAGUGUCAAGGAAAAAUAUUUUUCCCCUAGAGACAUUUAGAAAGUGAGAGUGAAACAACAGGGUUCUCAUACCAUAACCAUGGUAAGAUAAAGUGGUUAUGGUGCUUAGAGUGUCCAUUUAAUUCUUUCUAUGACUGCAAUUCUUGGGUUCUAAUUCUUCUUUGCUUUCUUAGGUUUAAUCCAUUCACACAUCCAAAUGAAAGCCUUCAAGAAAACUAUUGUCGAAAUCCUGAUAACAACCCAAAGGGCCCAUGGUGUUACACAAAGAAUCCCACAGUACGUCAAGAGGAGUGUGUAAUACCAGUGUGUGGUGAGUAAUUCUCCGACACUCUUUAUGGAGAUCUGGAAUAGAGGCAUGUUUCUUCUCAAUCAUUUCCUAAAUAAAUAUCAUGUAUAAGUCUCCUAUAAGAACCUGAAAAAUAACGAACUACUCUCAAAAUAGCAUCAAAAUAUGAAAUAAUUAGAUAUUAAAGUACCCAGAGAUCCUUAAUUACCAUACGAGUCAUAGGUUGACCAACCCUGAUCUAGACUACACAAGUCUUCUUGUUAUUACGUAGCUUUACAGAUACUAUAGUUUAUAAAGUAUUUAUUUUAUACUUGGUAUAAAUUGAGGUUUCAGGUAAAUGUGACGAAUUAUGGUCUUGUCAUAUUCCUGCUCUUCCAAACCGACCCCUAUAUGUACUGUCACCCAGUGCUUUCAUAUAACACAUGUACCUUCCUAAUUCUAUAAAAUAUCAAUUGGAUGGUUCGAAGGGUAAAGCCGAUGGUGUACACAAUGUCCGUGUAAGCAAUAGAGAAUCUGUUGACUGUUGUCCAUGAUUCUAUCCCUGGGAGACUUGGCACUGGGAUACCUGCCAUUAUCUAACAAUGUCCACCAUGCCUUUUUUCUUUCUUCUCUCUUCCUCUCUCUCUUUUCUUCUCGUCCAUUCUGUCUACCACAUUGUCCACUCUUUGCCUUUUGUCACGCCCACUCUAUCCGUUAUACCUUGAAAAUUAUGAGUUAGGGUCCUGUACAUUGGUAUAUUAGAGUGUUCUAUUUUAAAUUCUCGCACUUUUUUUAAAUUAAUUUUUUAACCAUAUCUAGGAAAUUAGAGAAAAUAUUAUAAUCUAAAGAAGGGAAAAAGAUCAAAGUACCACAAGAUAAAUUAUAGGAAUCGCCUUCUUUGCCAGUGACCUCUCUAUUUUUGGUACAGGUGAAAGUCGAACCACAUCGGAACCUAUAUUGAGAAAAGUUGAACCCUCUACUGAAGAAGUAGCUUGUGAGGCAGACUAUGGGUUACAUUAUGAGGGAAACUUGGCUGUUACUGUAUCUGGGCUCCCAUGUUUACCGUGGAGCUCAAACGUUGCCAAGGAUCACAAACAGAAAGACUUCAUGGCAGAUGUCGAGCUGAAGGAAAACUACUGCAGGAACCCAGAUGGAGAUGAAGAAGGGGUUUGGUGCUAUGUGUCUCACCCCAACAUGACAUAUGAAUAUUGCAACCUAAACUACUGUGGUAAGACAACCAUGCCAAGUCGCGCUGACUCUUUUUAUCCAUGGUUUGUCUUUCUGUGGAUUGACCGGAGUAGUGAUGACAGAUAGACUUGUUUGCUCCAUAAACCUAUUCUUUCUGCUCUAUCCCCUGGCAGCUGGGUAUCCUAAUUCAGUCUUAAACUGUUCAAAAAAUGCAUUAAUACUGAACCUUGAGCCGGUGGGAAGGGAGGUACCAUAAGCAUGAGAUAAAGUAGUACUGGUAUCCCUUUAAAGUAUUACUCCAAGAAUCAUUUACACUGCAGCCCACUGUAAUGGUUAUGGAGUCAGGAGUGGCCUAGUGACAUUUUUUUUAACAGUUUGUCCUCUUACCUGGGUCAUGUCCCUGGCACCAAGUCCCCUGUGAAUCAGGUGACAGUAAUCCAGCUUGUGCAAAGUUACAGAAACUGUUUUCUGAUUCCGCUGGUCAUUCAUUGGCUGAGAUUAUCAUCUCACAGAACGUGUCUUCUUACAGUGAGAUGGGAGAACUAAAUAGAAUACAUACAUCACAUUCUUACAACCUGUGCCUCUUUAAUACGAGCAAAGGUUAAGAAGACAUUUCAAGUAUAGAUAUAUAAAGCGAGAAGGACAGUAGGUACAGACCACCCCCUUCAAGUAAUUUCGUGGGUAUUGUGGAAUUAUAUUGGGCGUAGAAUGAUGAGAUGAUGGUAGUGUCAAGGGUGUAGUGAUAGAGUAUCUGCACCAGGAAAAUGCAUUCUGUCUUACCCCCAAAUGCAGCAGUCAGACCAACUGCAACCUGUGUCCCCCUCCCGGAAAAACGUAGGACAUAGAGUGAGACCCAUCGUAUGGCAGCCCACUGUCUGCCUUGACUGUAGUUCUGGACACUAAUAGAGUAUAAGGAUAGGAUGGUAUUCAAUUUGUAUUGUUACAUAUAAAUUUAUUUAGAGUGUGGUCACCAGUACUAAACCUAUAUUAGAGACUAAUUUUAAUUAAAUCUUUCUUUUCACACCAUGCUUCCAUCCUACUUUGUUCUCAAUCUGCAUCUCCAACCUGUUGAAUGAUUGUCCGGACUUCUCCCUCUGGCAGACAGCCCUAUAGACGAAGAACAGGUUGAUACACAAGCAGGUCGCUCUGUUACUGCCGAACAUCAAACCUUUUUUGAUGAGAAGACUUUUGGCGCAGGAGAGGCAGGUUAGUAGGACUUUGGUAUGUUUUAAAGUUAAAUUAAGCAAAGGAGAGGUAUGUGCCACUACCCCUAACAAGGGAAAAAGAAAAAUAUAAAUAAAUUUCUUCUAACAAGAAUGCAUAUACAAAAUGUCACAAAGGCAGCAGAAAACAAAUGACUCCCUCAACCAUGGCAUCAAUGUUCCUCCAAUGCUGAACAUCCUCAUAAUAAUAGCAAUACCACAAUCAAGAGAACUUAAAAGAACUAUAGUCACCUAAAUUACUUUAGGUGCAAUUCACUGUCAUUUAGGAGUUAAAUCACUUUGUUUCUGUUUAUGCAGCCCUAGCCACACCUCCCCUGGCUAUGAUUGACAGAGCCUACAUGAAAAAAAAAAACUGGUUUCACUUUCAAACAGAUGUAAUUUACCUUAAAUAAUUGUAUCUCAAUCUCUAAAUUGAACUUUAAUCACAUACAGGAGGCUCUUGCAGGGUCUAUCAAGCUAUUAACAUAGCAGGGGAUAAGAAAAUCUUAAUUAAACAGAACUUGCAAUAAAGAAAGCCUAAAUAGGGCUCUCUUUACAGGAAGUGUUUAUGGAAGGCUGUGCAAGUCACAUGCAGGGAGGUGUGACUAGGGUUCAUAAACAAAGGGAUUUAACUCCCAAAUGGCAGAGGAUUGAGCAGUGAGGCUGCAGGGGCAUGUUCUAUACACCAAAACUGCUUCAUUAAGCUAAAGUCGUUUAGGUGACUAUAGUGUCCCUUUAAUGGAAUAAAAGAAGAUAUAUCUGAGAAUGAGUAUCCUUGUAGAGCAGAUUUAUUACAAUAUUAUGACCUUGACAUGCCCACCAUAAUAAACAGCAGUGAUAGGCGUUGUAACGAACACAUCUCUGCACUGGGCAUCUAAAAAGAGAGGCGGGGGGACGACGACGACAAAACGCCAACCCCCCAAAACUAAAGAAACUGCGACCAGAACGCAUUUCAGUAGAUUCUGUUCAACCCUUGGGAGCCACAGGUUCAAACCCCAGUAGGGUUGACUCAGCCCUUCAUCCUUCCGAGGUAGAUAAAAUGAUUACCAUAAAAUUGGGUAAUAGUAACGUCCCCUGGAUGUAACAUCCCCAGAUCGUACUUGGAAAUCAGAACAAUCUGAAUGUACCUUUCCUGGUUAAAUACUUUAUUAUUAUUAUUACUACUAUUUCACGUCACUACUGAAUGCUUUUUCAACAUCAUGUUGAGAAGGUGUCUAGUAGUGAAGAAAAUGUGUUCAGCAUGUGUAGCCACAAUUGCCAUCUGAGAUUUGACACCAUUCCUUAAAGGGAUAAUAUCAUGCCAGCAAUACACGAUAGUAGCCCUUUAAGGAAUGGUCCUAAUAUGCAUGACAUGCGAGCAUUAGGCUCUCACCAUAAGAAAGCAUUGAAGUUAUUAUGGUGUCAAGAGUACCAUGCCACCCUCCCAGCAAAGUUAAAGGUAGUAAAACUGUUUAAGAACAGUUUGACAAAUUUCCUGGGUCUGCCAAUCUCCCGUCACCACCUUGAACCAGAGCAGGAAUUUCCCGCAAGGAAGACCAAACUAGGCUGUGUCGACUGAUUGGCUGAGAGUGUCAGCAGAGACCUCUCAGUCAUUGAACAUGGCUAUGCUUAGCUCAGUGCUGAAGGUUUAAUCUGGAAAGGAGGCCGUGAUGAGCGUCUGGUGGACAGUAGGUAAGCAGUCAAACCAUUCUUAAAUGGUUGGUCUACCUACACUGGGAGGGUCUUGCACCAUAACCACUACAGCAGACUGGUUACACAGCAAUGGUUAUAGUGCUUGUAAUGUUUCUUUACUACUAGCAUUCCACUGUGAAGGGAAAAGGAGAUGUUAUUUUAUUUACCUGUCUGAUAAUGCUCAAUACUAUUUGUGCCAUAAAGGAGUCCAGGUUAGCUAUAAGUCCUUUAUUCAGUUCUAAUAAAAAAAAAUGAAACAAACAAACUGCUGAAGAAACUUCAUAAAAUGUCAAAACAAGAUAUAGACAAAUUUGAAAAUACUAUAUGGAAGUGCAAAGAAACCUUCUGAUGACAAAGGUAUUAAAUGAUAACUAUAUGUAGGCAAUGGAAGGGUCAAUUUCCUAAAAGUGUAUUAUGGUGAAUUAGUGACCAGCUUGUAAAUAAACAGAGCCUUGUCUAAUAGUUCGGUAUUAUGGAUCUUUUUCUAUGUUGGACUAAAUGUAGCUGGUUGGUUAAAGUUUCCAAAAUUCACAGUUUACUGAAUAAGACAAUCCAUUUGGAGGAGAGAGGCUGUUUUCUUUAAUGGCGUGUCUAUGCUAUGGUUGCAGUGUGUGGCCUGCGGCCCCUCUUUGAGAACAAGAGUAAAAAGGAUAAGAGUGAAGAUGAAUUAAUCGAGUCCUAUAUUGCUGGACGUAUCGUUAAAGGGGAUGAUGCUGAACAAGGGAGCUCUCCAUGGUAAAAUAUAAAGUAGUUGCUAUACACUCAAAAAUGUAAAGAAAACAAAAAUCUGUUGCCCCACUACCCAAUAUAGAUUAUAUGUCUAGUGCAAGGUGACCUAAGUUUAUGGCUUGGGAUGACGUCCUCAGCACUUAGUCUAAGGAAAAUCUAUACGUUGUGUUAACCGUUUUUUGUUUUUAAUGGGACACUAAAGUCACCAAAACAACUUUAGCUUAAUGAAGCCGUUUUGGUGUAUAGAUCAUUUACCUUCAGUCUCACUGCUCAAUUAUUUGCCAGUUAUGAAUUAAAUCCUUUGUUUAUGCAGCCCUAGCCACACCUCCCUGCAUGUGACUUACACAGCCUUCCUAAACACAUCCUGUAAAGAAAGAUCUAAUGUUUAUACUUCCUUUAUUGCAAAUGUUGUCUAAUUUAGAAUUUUUAAUCCCCUGCUAUGUUAAUAGCUUGUUAGACCCUGCAGGAGCAUCACGUGUAAUUGGAGCUCAAUUUACAGAGAUGCACACUUUUGAAUAAAGUUACAUCUGAUUGAAAAUGACACUAUUUUGUUUUAAUGCAGGCUGUGUGAGCCUCAUCCAGGGGAGGUGUAGUUAGGGUUGGAUAAACAGAAACAAAAAGUGAUUUAACUUCUAAAUGGCAGUGACUUGAGCAGUGAACCUUCAGAGGCAUGAUAUAUACACUAAAACGGAUUCAUUAGGCUAAAAUUGUUUUGGUGACUAUAGUAUCCCUUUUAAUAAUAAUAAUAAUAAUUAAAAAAAAACUUUAAAGAGAAAAAUCUAUUUUUUUCUAUAAUUUACAACUCUGACCACCCAACAGUGUCCCUGGGUAUUCUGGAAAAGUGAAAAACAAAACAAAAAUCACAAAAAAUAUUUGUAUGUGAAGUACUACAACAUCCUAGAAAUCUUUAGUGCUGGAGUGUAAGGCUGCACAUUGCUCUUUGUUAUAUGGUACUUCCACUGGGUGACUCUGCGUGUCUCUGCACAGGCAGGUGAUGCUGUUUAAGAAGUCUCCCCAGGAGCUACUAUGUGGGGCCAGUCUGAUUAGCGAUCGCUGGAUACUGACUGCAGCCCACUGCAUCUUCUACCCUCCCUGGGAUAAAAACCUCACAACCGAUGAUUUCCUGGUGCGGAUCGGUAAACACUUCAGAACAAAGUAAGACACCCGUCAUAACACGUUGAGAGAACAUUCACCAUGGUGGUCAAGGCUGCAGCCCGGAGAUUUGUUUGAACUACAAUGCCCAUGAUUCUUUGAAUAAAACAGCCAACGCCCAUGAUUCAUUUAAUGGAACAGAUAGCAACGCCCAUGUUUUUUGAAUGAAACAGAUAUCCAGGGAAUCAUGACUGAUAGCCAGGUGAUCCUGGGAGUUGUAGUUCAAAACAUCUGGGGGCCACAGUUUGCGCAGGCCUGGUUUAGACCAAUAGUCUAUUCCAACAGUACCUUUAGCACUCCAGAUGUGCACUGCAUGUCCCAUAAUGCUAUUACAGCCAUACCGCUGGCAUGGCAUCAUGGGAGAUAUAUUUCACAACAUCUGGAGUGCAGAAGGUUGCCUACCUCUGGUCUACACCAUCAAUGCAUUUUGCCCAAUGUGUUAUCAACUCUGACCACUCUGUAAUAUCACUGCAUAACGACUCACUGGUGGAACAAAGAAUGGUUUCAGAAUAUUGGCAGUCUGGCUGGUUUUUACAUCAGCCAUGUGGAGCAGCAAGGUACAGGAGGGAGGUACUAUGGCAUCACUUCUCUUCUGGUACUCUUCCCUCAUUUCACUGGCUCAUGUGAACAGUUGUAUCAGGUUGUACAUAUAAUUAUUAUAGGAUAUGUUUAAAGGGACACUGUAGGCACCCAGACCACCUCAGCUCAUGAAAGUAAUCUGGGUGCAGUGUCCCUUUUGCAUUUAGUGCUGCAAUGUUAACCAUUGCAGUUCCAGAGAAACUACAAUGUUUAUAAUUGAAUCAAUGUCUGCCUCCAGUGACUGUCUACCAGACAGCCACUAGAGGGCUUCCUGCAUCGUAACAGACCUUUGGUCCAGUAUCUGAUACUGGACGUCCUCACACUCUGCAUGAGGACAUCUGCCAUCAGAUUUUUCCCCAUAGGGAAGCACUGAUUCAAUGCUUUCCUAUGGGGAGAUCUAAUUCACCCGCACAUGCACAUUAGCGCGGGACAUUGGUGCUGGGUUAAGGUAAGUAAAUAAAGGGUUUUAACCCUUUAUUUACCAGGGAGGUGGGAGGCAUAGGGCCAUUGAUACAGCGUUGUAUUCCUGGCACUAUAGUAUCCCUUUAAGAACCUUUGCAUUCUUAUCUCCUCCCUUCCAAAAUCAGUGGGGGUGAACUGUAGCAUGCAGGUUCCUUAAUAUUAAUAAUACUGUGACAUCCCUGCUUCUCCCCUCCUUAGUUUUGUAAACAUUGUGUUAUUCGAGCAGUAAGAAUACCAUACUAUCAUCAACUACAACUAUUUCUUUCUCUGUAGAUACGAACGGAAAAUAGAGGUAAUAGCUCUCCUGGAGCGUAUUAUCGUCCAUCCGAAAUACAACUGGAAAGAAAAUCUCGACCGGGACAUCGCACUGAUGCAGCUUAAAAAACCAGUAUCAUUCAGUGACUAUAUCCAUCCCGUGUGUCUCCCGACCAAGGAGAUUGUCCAAAAGUAUGAAGAUACUGAACCGUGUGGGAGGAAACGUCUUUUAUAGUGUUCCUACAAACAAAAACAAAAAGAAAGUUAAAAUUGCAUUUAUUAGGAAGGAGGAAAAAAAUAAAAAGUCAAGAAUCCAUGUUUGAAUAGAGUACAACACAUCCACAGGGUUAUCACUAAAUUCAUUAUUUUAGAAGAAAAAAAAAUAGCCAGACUGUGACUACAGCGGAGUUAGAUAAUUCUUCCAGAUCAGCUAUUACCUUAGUCCUAAAACUGAAGGUGUUCAUUCUUGGCUAUCCGGUCGGUGCCUGUUGGGACUACAGUUCCCAUAAAUCUUUGCCAGGCAAUAGCUGCCAGUACCAUGUGGGAGAUAUAACCUACCAAACACAGGGUCUAGGCUGGAGACCCCUUUUCUAAAACCAUUUAAAGUACAUACAAGUCAAAAUGUGAUUCAUACUUGUGCUAGUGAAAUUGCAACCAGUGUAACUUAGAUUUACAAGUAGAAUACACAACCUAACAAAAAAUGAACGUUACCCAUAGAAUUGGUUAAUAUAUUCCAUACUGAAGAACUGGCCAAAAGGCGACCCUCCCUCCCUCUCCCCCAGGUAAGGCUAGCAGAGAAGCAUGGAGGUUGGCUACCACUGAUUUAUAGGUUAAUGAUUACCGUAAGCUCCUUGCAAUUAAUACAAAGACCCCACUGGCCAUAUUUUUCAAAUCAGAGUUGGAAAUGGUUGUAUUGUGAUGAGAAUGAGGUCGGUCAGGCAUAACUGCAAAAUCAGGAUUGUGUGAAAGUUCGAGAUCUCGAUGGACUCAAAUUCUGUUUCACUAUAGAAUGGAGGAUAGUACACUGUAUAUUUAAAUAAAUAAAAAGUGCAGGUUUUGUAAUGUCGACCCUGUAAGUUCUGAAGCUUUAUCCAGGCACGAGUAGCAGAGAUUGAAAAUGCGUUGGGUCAUUAAGUCCUUUAGAGUUACGUAUUAAGAAACUAUGUUACACUGAACAGGCAAUAGGACAAAAUGAAUUAAAUUUUGUUAGAGAAAAAAAUGUAAUUUGGGUAUUUUUAAACUAGAAUGUAAAUUAUAAAUUUUGAUUCUCUUUCCAGCCUGCUGUUAGCUGGACACAAAGGACGCGUUUCAGGCUGGGGCAAUCUUUACGAAACUUGGAAACCAGGCGGCCAGCAACAGCCACAGAUCUUACAACAGAUAAACCUUCCCAUUGUGGAACAAGAAACAUGCAAAUCAUCUACUAGGAUCAAAGUGACAGAUAAUAUGUUCUGUGCAGGUGAGGCACUACACUUUACCUCUGGAGGGAGGAGGGAUUCCAUAUGUAACAAAAGGUGCAUAAUGUCGAUGCUUGCUGUGACUUUAAUGUGCCACAUCAGCGCACCAAGUUCUCUUUUCUGACUCCUACUCAAUGUUCCCACUAAGCAAGUUUAAUUAAAUCAGGCUAGUACUGAAAAUCUAUUACAUUUAAAGCUGUAAAACAAAGUAUGCACAGAUUGUGAUGAAACUCACCUAAAGUAAUGGUUAAUGUCCAUAGUUAUGUCCUAUGAAUAACUCGAAUGGCUAUUGUUGCAGGUUUCAGUCCAGACUCUAGCACCACUGGAGAUGCAUGUGAGGGGGACAGUGGAGGUCCGUUUGUCAUGAAGGUAAGUGAAAAUGCGAUACGCUUCAUAUUUUUAUUUGUUGCAAACAUCAAGUAAUACGGUCAUUGUCCGUUGGAGUACAUAGUAGCUCAUUCAGUAAAGUGAGAAUUCUUAUGAAUUUCACAUUUAAAGCCAAAAUACAGAAAUGGAAAGCAUAGAUUUUUUUUUUUUCCCCCAGGCCAUCUUACGGCCCCAGGCCAUCUUACGGCUUUAACCUUUUUUUUUUAUUUUUUUAUUUUUAUGUAAAAUUCACAAGAAUUUAUUUGAAUUCCUGACAAUUCUCACUUUAGUGAAUACAACUCUAACUGGUCAAAUGAGUAUCUGAAGAGGUCUAUUUCAAAGAAAAAAAAAUAAAACUCCUACAGGUCAUUUAGGGAGCAAGAAAAUUCAGUUGGUUUAUUCCCAUUUUGCCAAUACUGGACUCCUGUACACCCUAUAUCAGGGCUGGCAAACCAGUGAAAUCUAUACAGUGCAGCCAUUAUUCUAGGAGAUCAGACUAAAUAUGAAACCUGGUUCCCCAUAUCGUCAGAAGCUAUAUUGUCAUAGAUACAGCUAGUACCCGUGAUACCAAGCACUUUAGAGGAGCAGAAACACAGCCUACUUAAAAUGAGGGAAGUAGAUCAGAAAGGGAGGGGGGUGGGAGCAGUAUAUCAGAAAGCGGGGGGUGGGGGUGGCACAGGUGGGCACCUGUUGUCAGUUGGUCUUUGUAGAAGAUUGGGCACUCCGGCCCAAAAACCAUUCACCAUCACUGUCUUAUGGCUCAUCCAUUAGAUUAUGGACUUUUGGUUUUGGAAUGUAAGUAGGGUUUGAGACACAAACCUACACCCAAAUAUGACCAGAUUGCAGUUAUACCUUGGAUCUUCGCUUAAACAAAACUUAAAGUGUAUAAUAAGAAGUGAUUUUUUUGGGGGGGGUGGGGGGGGUGGUUUGUUUUAAAACACUCAUUAUGGGGAAAAAAAAAUAAUACACACAGUCACCUUGAAAAGUGAUCUGACUCUUUGCAGGACCCAGUCACUAACCGCUGGUUCCAAGUGGGUAUUGUCUCUUGGGGUGAAGGAUGUGACAGAGCUGGAAAAUACGGAUUUUACACACAUGUGCAUCGUUUGAGGAAAUGGCUUAUGAAGAUAAUAGAAAAGUAUGGAGCCUAAAAACGAUGAGAAAUAUUAAGAACAGAGUUUCCCUUAUAAGGAAUUGGUGCAGAGUUUAAUCUCCCUGCACGCUCUUCUUAUUCAUGAAGGACUAAAACAGCUGUAUGAAAUAUCAAACUGGAUCACAAUACCUUACUGCUUUAUCCCUUGAAAUGUAUUAUUUGUUAAUGUUACAAUUAAAUAAAUAUCAAAACAGAGACUGC
Molecule: messenger RNA, 22997 nt
Organism: Pelobates cultripes (western spadefoot toad)
Lineage: Eukaryota; Metazoa; Chordata; Amphibia; Anura; Pelobatidae
Source: the annotation of a GenBank genome assembly